Messenger RNA from Musca vetustissima, 1083 nucleotides. RefSeq names its product zinc finger protein ztf-16-like. Gene Ontology annotation, cellular component: nucleus. Gene Ontology annotation, molecular function: RNA polymerase II cis-regulatory region sequence-specific DNA binding; zinc ion binding; DNA-binding transcription factor activity. The record is from RefSeq and is a predicted model, not a curated record. Bases 1 to 1083 code for a protein of 360 amino acids. Gene Ontology annotation, biological process: regulation of transcription by RNA polymerase II. The transcript has 4 exons. NCBI's taxonomy places the organism in Eukaryota, Metazoa, Arthropoda, Insecta, Diptera, Muscidae.
AUGUCCCAACCAAAACGAAAAUUUUGUCGUGUUUGUCUCAAAGAAAUACGAAGCACCCUAUCAAGGAUCUAUCAUAUACUGGAGCCACCGGAACCAGUAAUAAAAUUACGAGAUGACCGUAAGGCCGCCACAUAUUUACAAUGCUAUUAUUAUUGUAUACGCAAUGGCGGGACCGAUCAUUUUAAUGUUGAUAGUCUUAUGGACUAUGCCUAUCUAUGCACCAAGUGUCGUUUGCAAUUGACGCGUACUUUGGAUUUUAUAAUUAAAUCACAACGGAAUGAAGAUUUCCUAAUGUCUAUGUAUGAGAAGAGUACACAUGUUGUAAGUUAUAGUAGUGCAGAAGCAACAGCAGAUGACGGUGAUGAUGACGAUUUGGAGGAUGAGUUGUUGCAUGGCAACAAAACAGAUGAUAAUACAACAAUUGAUUUAGAAUAUGAAUUAUUCGAUGCACAUCAUUCGAGGAAGACGGAAGAUGAGACACAAAGUGAUGGGAGUCAUGGGGAGGAUGAGGAGGAGACUGACUUGCUUGAGGAAUGUCUAGAUCCAAAUGAUGAAACAAUGCGAGAUUAUCAAAAUUCGGUAGAACAUUCCGAUUCGGAAUUGGAUAUCAAUGAAAUAUUAGAUGAACUAUCAAAAGAUAAUGCUGGAAGUAAAGCAGUAACUACGGAAAAGGAAUUGCAAGGUUCUAAAAACACGGUUGUCGAUUUCGAAGAAGUUCUAAUCGAAACGGAAAAUGCUGAAUUACCACCAAAGAGAACGUUUGCCAUUAAAACACAUUACGAUCAGCAUCGUAAGAAACAUGAAGGUGUACGCUAUCGAUGUCAGGUGUGUGAUAAGGAAUUUGGUCAUAUGUUUAGUUUACGUCAGCAUUCAUUUAAACAUCGUGGUUAUCCGUUUAGUUGUAAAUUGUGUGGAAAAGGAUUACCGGCAGUAUUUAAAAUGCGAGUCCACUUGAAAACAAGGCAUCGUAAAGUAUUCAAUGGGGAAUAUUCCGACGAAGAGGCUGAUCAAUAUAUUAUACGAAAUAAUAUUGAAAAAAUGUAUCCUUGUGUUGAAGUACUUCCUGAUAAAAUAGUGCGUUAA